CGGGGCGGAGCCGCGCGGGGGGGGCGCAGAAUUGGGGGUGCAGGGCCGGGGGAGCCGCCCCGGCUGUGCGGGGUGACCCCCCUGCCGGCCCCGACCGGGGCUCCCCGGGCACCGCUCCCGGCGUGCGUGUGCGGUCCCCGCGGCUCCUGCCCGGCCGCAGGGCUCGUUACCGGGGCGGUGGGUUGUUACUGGGACGUCCCGGCCGGGGGGCCGGGCACCCGCGUCCCGAUGCCGAGCGGAGCCGGUGCUGGGCCAUGAGUAACGCCACGGCCCCCACGGCCCCGGGCGCGGCGGGAGACCCGCUGGUGGGCUACGUGCUGGGCCCCUUCGUCUUCGUCACCCUGCUGGGUGCCGUCCUGGCCGCGGUGAGUGGGGCACGGCCGGGGGGGACCCUGUCCCAGCCCCCGUCACUGCCCCCGCUCUCCCCGCAGGUGAUGUACGUGCAGAAGAGGCGCAGGUUUGACCGGCUGCGGCACCGGCUGCUGCCCAUGUACAGCUACGACCCGGCCGAGGAGCUGCAGGAGUCGGAGCAGGAGCUGCUGGUGGAGGACGCGCGGGUGGGUGGUGCCCGGCUGGGGGGACCCCUCGCCCCGCCGCCCCCCGCGCGGCGACUGGACGGCCUGAAGCUGCCGCCGGAGCCCGGGGCCGGUUCAGCCCGGCGCUGCCUUCGGCCCCUCGGGAGCGGCAGGACGGGCCCGCGGCAGCGGCGCCACCCGUGAGCACUGAGCGCAGCGGGUGAUCCCCCCACGCUGUUUGUGCCGUGUUCUCGCCGCCCCCCCACCGCGCUCGGGCAGGAGCCGGGGCUGGUACCCGGGCAGGCGCCGCGGGGCGGUGCGGGGCUGUGCGGGGCGGGACGCGCGUCCUGGCACAAAUAAACGUGUUUUCUGCAAUCGGCCAA
Molecule: messenger RNA, 898 nt
Organism: Columba livia (rock pigeon)
Lineage: Eukaryota; Metazoa; Chordata; Aves; Columbiformes; Columbidae
Gene: SMIM29
Product: small integral membrane protein 29
Exons: 4
Coding region: 255-719 (154 amino acids)
Source: RefSeq, a predicted model, not a curated record